UCUGUGAGACCGGAAGGGGCGUGGAGACGGUGGCGAGCUCCUCCAGGCCCGGAGAGGCGCCCGCGAAGCGGUACUUCCCGAGCGCCGCCGCUCACUCGUCCCCCACUCGGCCCCGGCCAGGUGCCCUCCGGGCCCGGGGUCCACGGACCAGGUGCUGACUGGUGGCCUCAGACCUCUGACCCCUGCACUGUCCAGAGCCCCACCAUGGCCCAGCAGAGAGCCCUGCCACAGAGCAAGGAGACACUGCUGCAGUCGUACAACAAACGACUCAAGGACGAUGUCAAGUCCAUCAUGGACAACUUCACCGAGAUCAUCAAAACCGCCAAGAUUGAGGAUGAGACGCAGGUGUCGAGGGCCACUCAGGGUGAGCAGGACAAUUACGAGAUGCACGUGCGAGCCGCCAACAUCGUCCGAGCCGGUGAGUCCCUGAUGAAGCUGGUGUCCGACCUCAAGCAAUUCCUCAUUCUCAACGACUUCCCUUCAGUGAAUGAGGCCAUCGACCAGCGCAACCAGCAGCUGCGAGCGCUGCAGGAGGAGUGCGACCGGAAGCUCAUCACCCUGCGGGACGAAAUCUCCAUCGACCUGUACGAGCUGGAGGAGGAGUAUUACUCGUCCAGCUCGAGUCUUUGCGAAGCUAAUGACCUGCCUCUGUGUGAAGCUUACUGGAGGCUGGACCUCGACACAGACACCGCUGAUGGCCUCUCGGCCCCUCUGCUGGCAUCCCCGGAGCCCAGCGCUGGGCCUCUGCCGGCUGCAGCCCCUGCCCACUCCCACGCCAGCGGCCCUGGCCCCUCAGAGCAUGCCUGAGUCUCCCCUUCCCCCCAGGGUCCCUAGGAUCUUAGGGACAAAAUUUGCUGCUGCCCUUUGGGCCCACCACAGCCUCGCUCUGUUCGGCCUUGGUUUCUGCUUGGGGACCUCAUCGGCACAGGGAGAGCCCACCAAGGAGCGCUGGGGGAAAGGAGUUCCCCCAUCCACUUCCGGGGUGACCCACUCUGCCUUCCCAGCCAGCUGGGUGGAAGGAAGUUUCCAGGGCAGUUUGGCCUGGUGACCUAAUGGGGGCAGGGAGGACGCCGAUGUCAGACCUGACCCGAGCCUGCUGUUUAAACUGGGGAGGGCUCUAGUGGACACUACUAGCCAAGUCCUGACUCCCGCCCUCAGGCUGGCCUCCUGUGCAGCUACCAGGCUGCCUUGCCCGAAGGGACCCCGUGGGGCUGGGGGCAGGGCUGCCCGUUCACACAGAAGCCAGGCGGGCUGGGUCCUUCCUAAUUCUGCUGCUUACACAGUGGUUUUUUGUAACAAGACUUGAAUAAAAACACACGGCA
Rhinolophus ferrumequinum (greater horseshoe bat) is the source of this 1322-nucleotide messenger RNA. RefSeq names its product mediator complex subunit 22 (gene MED22). Gene Ontology annotation, molecular function: transcription coregulator activity. Lineage: Eukaryota; Metazoa; Chordata; Mammalia; Chiroptera; Rhinolophidae. The record is from RefSeq and is a predicted model, not a curated record. Gene Ontology annotation, biological process: regulation of transcription by RNA polymerase II. The transcript is spliced from 5 exons. Gene Ontology annotation, cellular component: mediator complex. The coding region runs from base 205 to 807 and encodes 200 amino acids.